AUGGAAAACGAUAAAGGUCAAUUAGUCGAAUUAUACGUUCCAAGAAAAUGUUCUGCUACCAACAGAAUCAUCAAAGCUAAAGAUCAUGCUUCAGUUCAAAUCAACAUUGCUAACGUUGACUCAGAAGGUAAAGCUGUCCAAGGUGAUGUUACCACUUACGCUUUAUGUGGUUACAUUAGAGCCAGAGGUGAAGCUGAUGAUUCAUUAAACAGAUUAGCUCAACAAGAUGGUUUAUUAAAAAACGUCUGGAGUUACUCCCGUUAA
Yamadazyma jaroonii is the source of this 264-nucleotide messenger RNA. Lineage: Eukaryota; Fungi; Ascomycota; Pichiomycetes; Serinales; Debaryomycetaceae. The record is from the annotation of a GenBank genome assembly.